This is a messenger RNA of Seminavis robusta, 1374 nucleotides long. Lineage: Eukaryota; Bacillariophyta; Bacillariophyceae; Naviculales; Naviculaceae. The record is from the annotation of a GenBank genome assembly.
AUGCACUUGCAAGUGGUGGAUGUGGAUCGGAACAAUUUGUUGAACGAGCAAGAAUACGUCAAAUUUGUGCAUCAGAUUGUCGCCUACUACGACCGCAACAUUAGCUUUCACAAUCAUCCCACGUGGGGCAAUCGACUCGACGACUUGCCACUGGCCGUACAAGUCAACUACGAUCAUCUCAAUCAAGGUGGAGCCAUUGAAAUUCUCGGCUAUAGACCUAACGAUAUCGGUACCAUUGUGCAACAAGAUGACAGUAACAGCCAAGAAGAAAAACUCUUACGACAACAACGAUUCCUCAUUCAAGUCUGUGUGCAUACCGAAGUUGCUGUGCAUCAGGUAUUGACUCAUGCACCCCAACAACCCAUUCCCGAUGUCACUGUCGUCGCGGGAUAUUCUUCGUUUGCAUUGCACAAUACAGUCGGCAUUCGCAGUCAAGACUUGAUGGCACAUAGUCACAAUCGCAAAGCACUCGAUCUGGCGUAUCCCGCACUCGUCACACAAGUCGUCAGCGAGAAAACGGGCGUCUCCUUGACCAAUCCCGCCUUGACACGACGACGACGACGACGACGACAGUUGACCGUCGCCAUUGAUCCACAUCGACCCCAAAUCUAUCGCAUCGACAAUGUCGAGUGUCCCGGAGUCAAUACUACCGCAACACCCGCCGCACUAAUUACCGAAUGGUGUCAAGAAGCCUUCGGGCAGUUUUUGUUGUAUUAUAUUUUGGUCGGACAACAACCACAAGAUGUCGACGAGUAUUCGCAAGCCGUGCAAGUGGCGACCGAGGAAGGACGGUUACAACAAAUCCUACAACAGAUUGAUCCCACGGCGGAAGUGACCGUCGUGGGGGCCGCCUCGAGUAUCAAGGCGCCCCCUCCCACACCGUCUCCCACGCAUGCGCCCCAUCCGGUGCCCACUGCGGCACCGCAUACCCUUACUGUCGUUACGGUGGCAGAGGAAGAAGAACCGGAUGACAAUCUCGUUCUUAUUUUCACAUUGGCGGGCGUCUUGAUGACGAUUAAUUGUUGUAUCAUUGGCGUAUCCAUGUACAUGUGUCUCAAGAAUCGCAAUCAACCCAUACUGGACGAUGACGAUGACGAUCUUCCCGAAGACUACUAUCGACUGCAAAAGAAUCGCAAGAAGAAACUGAAAAAGAAGAAAAAACGCAGUGGUCGCUUUGACUACGAUCCCAAUAGUAAUAGAAGUGACACCCAGUCCAAUCCACCCACAUUGGAAGAAAUUGAAGCGGCCAAUACCAUGCCAGUGGACGACGACGAUGCCCGUCAACGAGACCGCAUCAUGUCGGGGCAGCCAUUGCCGGCUGUAUACGAAGAAGAUGAAUCAUCUUUGCCCGUUAGUGGCGGCCAAAUGGCGUAG